AUGAACAACAUCACAAAAUACGAUUAUUGGACAGAUCCCAUCGAUAUUCAAUGUUUAAAAGGAGUUGUCAAGAACUUAGAAACGGCGCCAAACGUCUCAUUUCGUUGUGUUGAGACAAUGUACUACAACCACCACCUUGGAGGUGUGUUUAAAGAUUUUGAAAAUGUGAGCGACAAGCUUGGGGAGUGGAGUUUAAAUAUGUUGGUUCUUCUUUGGUUCCACAUAUGUCGGAACGAAGUGACGGUGACGCAAAACGAGCAAUUUCUUAUUUGGCUUUCUAAACACCAAAUUUCACCGAUUUUAACAGAAGCCCUGGAGGUUAGUUCGACCACAGUGGUCGAAAUCGACAAUUUGGAAACAUUCGCUAAGUUUUGUGAAGCUCUUCCAAACGCCGAGAAGAGCUCGCUGAUUGUCUUUUUCGACGAAAUUCCAGAACAGGACAUAAAGUCAAUAUGCAACUGUCGAACACUUUUAUUAACGUCAAAAGUGCCAACAUCUCAAUGUCUUUACGCGACUGUUGGAGACACAUUUUGGACAUCGACCGACAGUCUCAUCAACAAAGUUGGUUAUUUCGUUAAUUAUAUACUCUCUGCCAUCGAGGGAAAGGUAAUAACACCGAUGGAGACUGAAAGUGAUUCUGUCGAGAAGCCGGAAAUAAUGUGGAAAGAGGAGGCAGUUAUUGUGAAGCGUGCCGACGCGCUGGGAGAAUUCGCUGCAACGUUUACUGGUACACCAAAGGAGAUUAACUGUGUCUUUAACGGCAAAGUGUAUCAAAUGCCGAUCCAAAGCCCCCUCCACCUUACUGUUGAAAUUCCGAAAAUCAAUAAGUCCCUUGUCGGAGAGUAUUUGUUAUCUUUUCUUGGUGGAGAUUCCAUCCACAUUCAAAUUGUGCCUGGAGAUAUGAAGACGCACAAUGCGUCAUUCUCACCGACAAUCCACGCUGGGUCUGUUCAGACGAUUGUUCUGAAAUGCUUUGACUUUUUAAAGAACAUCACUUCCAUCGGUGAAGUGUCGAUGGAGCUCCUGUACAACACUCAGCGCAUGAUCCUUGCUGUUGAGAAUAGUCUAGAGGGGUACAUCAGCUGUACUCCAGUGUUGUACAGCACUGGGGAAUAUGAGAUAGAGAUACUGAACAAGAAAACGAUCCUCGACAAAGUCGUCUUUACUGUUCUACCUGAGAAGGUCGACUGGUCCAAAACAAAAAUGUUUGAUGAGAAGGGCAAUGAGGAUCUUGAUGUGAUCAUCGCCGAAAUAGACGUACCUUCAAAACACACCAUCGCACUCUUCGACCGGUUUAACAACCCCGUUGAAGAGAAGUUCGAGGUAAAGGUGACAGGAGGAAUGACUGAAGAAAAAAACGUGGUGGUGACGGGGAGCAUCAACCCUUUCGAGGUGUCUGUUGAACUCCUCUUUGACAAUGUACGGUUGUAUUACACAACGAAACAAGUGGUCGGUGUCCCCCGACGAGUCACGUCUGACCCAUCUUCCACCACAACUGAUUUCACUAUUUUACUUGAGAAGUCAAUCCCAUGUGGCAGCCUUAUGUGUGCUGUCAUUCCGCAAAAGACAUUCCGAAUUGAUGAGAUUCAAUCUCACAUUUUUUUGAAUCAAAAAAGAAUUUCUGGAGUGGUUGUGCAGAACGAGAAUGAGUGCAAGAUUGUGGCCUGGUGUUAUCAAAUAGGAAAAGGAAGUCUUUUCGUCAAGAUUGGUGAGAUUGAGAAGACCGUAACGUUUGAUGUUACUGGAGCUACGCUCGAAAUUGUUCAACACAUCUUUUCUAAGGCGAAUAGUAUUGAGAUGGGGACUGUGACGACCACUAUUCGGGACGAUGGCGAGUUAUUAGAAGAAUAUCGGAUCCAAUUAAUAUUAAAUCACAUUUUGUUUGCCGGCAUAGACGGACAAUUUUCUAAAAGUACAUCCCCCCGUCGCCGUGCUUCACCACGUGUCAUUCCGCCACAUCAAUCUGAUGUUGUUAUUUUAGAGCGAGCAAAGGCCUUUGCCGUUCCAUUAAUCUCAUCGAUGAGGUAUUCAGUGGUUGAGAAUACAAUUGCGUUUACUGGGAUCUAUGGUGUCCCCGUCGUGUCGUUACGGAAUGGAGUUCCUGUAUUAAAAGUUGUAGAAAAAAUAGUUAUAACGCGUGCGUCGGACCAAUUUAUAACGGAAACAAAACUCAUCUUAAAUAACGUCGAGAAAUUUGAACACCCCAUUCGAGCCAUUCCGUACAUCCCAUUAUUCGGGCAACCUCUCAAAGUCGUUAUGGUCUGUCAUCGACCUUUGGACGGGUUAAACGUCCCAUACUUCUUAUUUACAGCUAUUCGAUUCAUCGAAAACUCAUCAACGGAAGUCGAAGGCAUUUUUAGACUCUCGGGCGACGCCGAGGAAAUGAAAAAGAUCCGAACGCGACUUGAAAACGCAGAGGAAGUCGAUUGGUCAAGGUAUUCAAUUCACUCAAUUACUAAUAUUAUUAAACAAUUCUUUCGAGAAUUAAUCGAUGGAUUGGUGUUACAGGAAGACGCUAAAAAGUUGUACAAAAUCGUCGAAACGGAAAACUUCGAGGUGACUAAGUUGAAGAAAGAACUGAACACAAUUUACCCCCCAACUAAGGAUAUAUUAGACCUGUUCAGCCAUUUGACAACAAAGAUUGUCCAAAAACAUCAAAUAAACAUGAUGAAUGAAAAGAACUUGAUGAUUUGUUUGACUCCAUCUCUCAAAAUCUCGCCACGUAUUUUGUCAAAUAUACUCUUCAGACACGACCAACUCUUCGAUCGGUUUCCUUCAUCCCGCAAUAUAAGGUGA
Molecule: messenger RNA, 2796 nt
Organism: Entamoeba invadens IP1
Lineage: Eukaryota; Evosea; Mastigamoebida; Endamoebidae
Exons: 5
Coding region: 1-2796 (931 amino acids)
Biological process (GO): small GTPase-mediated signal transduction
Cellular component (GO): cytoplasm
Molecular function (GO): GTPase activator activity
Source: RefSeq, a predicted model, not a curated record